This is a messenger RNA of Spinacia oleracea (spinach), 2107 nucleotides long. Its product is annotated as U-box domain-containing protein 9. Gene Ontology annotation, molecular function: protein binding; ubiquitin-protein transferase activity. NCBI's taxonomy places the organism in Eukaryota, Viridiplantae, Streptophyta, Magnoliopsida, Caryophyllales, Amaranthaceae. Gene Ontology annotation, biological process: protein ubiquitination. The transcript has 2 exons. The coding region runs from base 458 to 1903 and encodes 481 amino acids. The record is from RefSeq and is a predicted model, not a curated record.
CAGUUGGGGGAGACGAGUCGAGUAGUGAGCAAGUCUCUCUCUAUCUUUCUCUCUCCUCCCGCGUUAAAGCCAGCUGGUCUCUCCUGUGGAUUCCUUGGUGGCGUGCAUUGUGGACCUUUUGGGUCCCUCUCUAUCUCUUUCUCUCUCCUCCAAAUAUUUCUAUUUUCCUUUUUCUUUUUACUAUUUAAUAUUCCCACCUUCUUCACUUAUUCACUCUCUCCCUUUCCUCGUGCCCCCAUUCAUUCACUCACUCACUCUCCCCCUCCCUCUCUCUCUCUCUUCCCCCCUCCCAAACUCAAUCAUUCCAAAACCCAAAAAAAAGGGGCUUGUUUUCUUGUUUGUUUGAUUUUAAAUCAUAAUUUCCCUCAAAUUACGCAUCAAGAUUCAAUUUUGAUGAAUACCCAAUUCAAUUCAGUGUGAGAAUUAAUCUGGGUUUUUAUUAAUUUGAUUUUUUUGGAUGGCGAAAACAGGGGUUGUUUCUGAAGGAGAUUCAAUUAGGGUACUUGAGUUGAAGAAAGAGCUUAGAUUAUUAGUUAAAACUAUAUUAGAAGAAGAAGAUCAUAAUUAUAAUAAUAAUAAUAAUGAUGAUUAUUCCACAAAUUCGUCUUGUUCAUCAUCUGUUAUUGACGCCAUUGAUAAAGCGAAAGAUCUUCUUUCUAAUUUAAAAGAGAUGAAAAUGAAGAAAACGACGUCGUUGCGGUUAGAUGAUGGCUCUUUCUCUUCUUGCCCUCCUCACUUUUGUUGCCCUCUUUCUAAACAACUCAUGCGAGAUCCUGUUAUCAUCUCCACUGGCCAGACUUAUGACAAAUCCUUCAUCCAGAAAUGGCUGAAAGCAGGGCACAGGGUAUGCCCAAUUACACAACAAGUCCUCUCACACUCACUCCUCACUCCAAAUUACUUGGUGAGGGAAAUGAUCAGUCAAUGGUGCGAAAGCCGUGGUAUUGAGAACCCGGAUCCUGUUGGGUAUAUAAACGAGGACGGAGCCAACGAGGCUGACCGAGACUAUUUCUCAUCCUUGAUUGAUAAAAUGUCAAAGUCAAUAGGCGAGCAAAAGGCGGCCGCCAAAGAACUCCGCCUCCUUACAAAGCGAAUGCCCUCAUUUCGAGCACUUUUUGGCGAAUCAACCGAGGCUAUACCUCGGUUAUUAAAACCCUUAACACAACAAAGGAGAGGUUCCUUUUCGUCGGGGAGUAAUGAGUUGACUCACCCUGAUCUCCAAGAAGAUUUGAUCACGACUUUAUUGAACAUUUCAAUCCAUGAUAGUAACAAGAAGCUUGUUGCAGAAACACCCAUGGUGCUUAAAUUACUAGUAGACGCGUUACAGUUUGGAACACCGGAAACAAGAAGCAAUUCAGCUGCUGCCCUCUUCACAUUAUCUGCUCUUGAUUCAAACAAAGUCCUUAUUGGUAAAUCCGGUGCGUUGAAACCUUUGAUUGAGCUUUUAGACGAGGGACAUCCAAUGGCUGUGAAGGAUGCUGCCUCGGCUUUAUUCAACCUUUGCAUUAUUCAGGAAAACAAAGGAAGGGCCGUUCGUGAUGGGGCGGUAAGAGUAAUUUUUAAGAAGAUCAAGAAUGGGGUACAUAUUGAUGAGUUAUUGGCAAUAUUAGCAAUGUUAUCGACCCAUCAGAGGGCCGUGGAGGAGUUGUCUGAUCUCGGGGCAGUCCCGUGUUUACUAGCUAAUUUGAGGGAAAGCUCGUGUGCUCGGAAUAAAGAGAACUGCAUUGCUAUUCUCUACACAAUAUGUGUAAAUGAUAGGACUAAGUUGAGAGAGAUGCGAGAUGAGGAACGCGCGUAUGGGACAUUGUCACAACUAGCACAAGAUGGAACUUCAAGGGCUAAAAGAAAAGCUAGUGGUAUACUUGAUAGAUUAAACAGAGCUCAUAAUCUCACUCACACUGCUUGAAUCUUGAUGAAGCAAACAUACCAGAAUCAACAAACUGUAUGUAAAUUUUGUACCUUCUCCUGAAAUCUUUGGGUUUUUUUCUCUCUUAUUCUUUUUUGAGUUUUGUAAAUUCUUGGAUUUCUUUGUUUUGUUUUUUUAAAGAAUAGAUUGAGCUAUGAACUACUCCUUAUAAAAUCUGUGAAUAAAAUAAGAAAUCAUUUAAUA